Messenger RNA from Elaeis guineensis (African oil palm), 2424 nucleotides. The record is from RefSeq and is a predicted model, not a curated record. NCBI's taxonomy places the organism in Eukaryota, Viridiplantae, Streptophyta, Magnoliopsida, Arecales, Arecaceae.
UUGAUCAGUAAUUUAGAGGCCAGAACACAACACGAGCGAAGUCCCUUGUGAAGGGUGAAGUAUGGAUUGGGCAGCAGCGCUUCUUCUUCAGCUGGCAAGCCUCCUGGCUGCAGCGGCAACAGACACACCAGUUGCCUUGCCCGGCUGCCCAGCCAAAUGCGGGGACGUUACCAUUCCCUACCCCUUCGGCAUCGGCAAGGGCUGCUUCAUGGAAGGCUUCGACAUCACAUGCAACAAGUCCUUCGUCCCUCUUGUACCCUUCCUCAGCGACGGCAACAUCGACGUUGUAGAGAUCCAGCUCUCCGAGGGCCUGCUGGUCGUCAACCAAUACAUGGCCUACGACUGUUACUCUGAGGACGGCAAGAACUACGACUACAACAACCCAUUUAUCAACCUAUUCGACCUGCCGUACAAGUUCUCCGAUUCUCGGAACAAGUUCAUGGCAGUUGGGUGCGAUACCGUAGGAUUUCUCCGGGAUGGCGAGUCGAGGUUCAAGACCGGGUGCUUGUCCACGUGCCACAGCACCAGCUACAUCACCAAUGGCACGUGUGCCGGCAUCGGCUGUUGCCAAACUCCUAUUCCCAAGGACCUUAGGGCCUUCAACGUCAUCAUCGGUAGCUACGACAACCACACCAAGUGCUGGGAUUUCAAUCCUUGCAGCUAUGGCUUCUUGGCCGACGAGGGAUGGCUCAACUUCAGUGUCUCUAGCUUCUCGGACCUCCGCAACAGGACGUACGUCCCAGUGACGCUGGACUGGGCGAUAGGGAACCAGAUCUGCGAGGAGGCAAGCACGGACCACACGGCGUUCGCGUGCAAGGCCGACCACAGCCGCUGCUUGAACGCUACAAAUGGGCCGGGAUACCUAUGCAGUUGCUUGGAUGGGUUUGAAGGCAAUCCUUACAUAGAAGGUGGAUGCCGAGACAUUAAUGAGUGUGCNGCUUCUCCCUGCACGAGAGCAUGCGAGAACACGCCAGGAAGCUAUGCUUGCUCUUGUCCCUGGGACAUGUAUGGUGACGGCAGAAUAAAUGGAACCGGAUGCAAGUCCAUAUGGAAGUUCGUUGAUUUGGCUCUAGGUGGAGGAUUAGGUCUGAUGAUUCUAAUUGUUCUUUGUUCUUGGUUAUAUUGGAUCAUAAAAAAGAAAAGGCUCAUCGAACUCAAAGAAAAGUUUUUUCAAAAAAAUGGAGGUCUUUUGUUACAGCAGCAAACCUCAUCGCUCGAGGGUGGCGCUCGAGUGACAAGGAUGUUCACAAUAGAGGAGCUCGAAAUGGCCACCGAUAGUUAUAAGGAAAGCCACAUCCUUGGCCAAGGAGGCGCUGGGACAGUUUAUAAAGGAAUUCUAUCAGAUCAAAUAGUUAUUGCUGUCAAGAAAUCAAAGAUCGUGAAUGAUGAAGAGAUUGAACAGUUUAUAAAUGAGAUGGUUGUUCUUUCCCAUAUCAGCCAUAGAAAUGUGGUGAAGCUUUUAGGAUGCUGUCUCGAGACUAGAGUACCCUUGCUAGUGUACGAAUACGUGCCCAAUGGAACUCUUUCCCAUCAUAUCCAUGAUGAAGGUUGCAAGGCCUCUUUAUCCUUGAAGUCCCGUUUGAGGAUUGCUGCAGAAAUUGCAGGAGCAUUGGCUUACCUACACUCGGCAGCCUCCAUACCAAUCAUUCAUAGAGAUGUCAAGUCCAGCAACAUUCUCUUAGAUGACAAUUAUACUGCUAAAGUUUCUGAUUUUGGUGUUUCGAGGUUGGUUCCAUUUGACCGAAAAGGUUUUACAUCGUUGGUACGAGGGACCUUCGGUUACUUGGAUCCAGAGUAUUUUCAGACUGCCCAGUUCACUGACAAGAGUGAUGUCUAUAGCUUUGGAGUGAUUCUUGUGGAGCUUCUAACAGGUGAGAAGCCCGUGGCUUCGACUAGGUCAGUGGAAGGCAGGAAUCUAGUCAUGCAUUUCAAAUCAUGCUUGAAGGAUGGCCGUCUUUCGAUCUUGGAGGACCGUGUGGUCAAUGAAGGAUCUCCGGAGCUACUUGCUGCAGUUGCAGAGCUUGCCAAGCAUUGCCUCAGCGUGAUGGGAGAAGAGAGGCCCACCAUGAAAGAAGUUGCAAUGGAGCUCGAGGGGUUGCGAAGAUUUUAUCAGCACCCAUGGAUCAAAGAGAAUGAAGAGGAGGAAGAGCAUCUGUUGAAGGGAGCUGAAUGCUCGGACAUGAGCGUUAUGCUUGGUGAUGGUGAUUCUUUGGUGCAUGUUAUGCAGCCAUUCAACAUCAUGAGAUGAUUUUUUUUUGUAGGUUCAGUGCACCCAGGGGUUUGAUGAAUUGCAAGUUGUCCGUUUGGUACCAAAGAUAAACAAUAGAUUCCUUUGUUCCGUUUCUAAGUGCUUUGUUAGGUUCCUUUGUUUCAUCAAUUUGUAUCAUCUGCACUUUCUCUGGGUCCUUCGUUCUGUUUUAGGUC